Molecule: messenger RNA, 4038 nt
Organism: Propithecus coquereli (Coquerel's sifaka)
Lineage: Eukaryota; Metazoa; Chordata; Mammalia; Primates; Indriidae
Gene: CAND1
Product: cullin-associated and neddylation-dissociated 1
Exons: 13
Coding region: 427-3633 (1068 amino acids)
Biological process (GO): SCF complex assembly; protein ubiquitination
Cellular component (GO): nucleus
Source: RefSeq, a predicted model, not a curated record
GUGAACUCUGACCUCGGCUUUCCGUAGCGUCCCGCGUCGGCCGCCCCCUCCCCCGGAGAGAAGGAGGCGGAUUUUGGCCUCUUGCCCUAGGGAGCGAGUGCGGAGGGAGUGGGAGCGAGACAGCCCUGAGUGGAAGUGUCUGGAUACUCGGAGAAGCCCUGCUGUACGCCCGGCCGCCCAUGAGCUCGUUCUCCAGCGAGUAGCGCCGUCGUUAGGCCGGCCCCGUCGCCUCUGCUUCCCCCGGGACAGGCCCACGCCUCGCCAGGGAGGAGGCAGCCUGUCGAGGCGCCUCCCUAGUCAGCGUCGGCGUCGCGCUGCGACCCUGGAAGCGGGAGCCGCCGCGAGCGAGAGGAGGAGCUCCAGCAGCUGCGGCAGCAGCGGGCAACAGCUCCAGCAGCGCCAGCGGGCGGGAUCGAGGCCGUCAACAUGGCGAGCGCCUCGUACCACAUUUCCAAUUUGCUGGAAAAAAUGACAUCCAGCGACAAGGACUUUAGGUUUAUGGCCACAAAUGAUUUGAUGACAGAACUACAGAAAGAUUCCAUCAAGUUGGAUGAUGAUAGUGAAAGGAAAGUAGUGAAAAUGAUUUUGAAGUUACUGGAAGAUAAAAAUGGAGAGGUACAGAAUUUAGCUGUCAAAUGCUGGGUUAAAAGGCCUGCUUGCCUCUUUAUCUGCUCUGCAUUGGCUGCUAAUGUAUGUAAAAAGAUUACUGGACGUCUUACCAGUGCAAUAGCAAAACAGGAAGAUGUCUCUGUUCAGCUAGAAGCCUUGGAUAUUAUGGCUGAUAUGUUGAGCAGGCAAGGAGGACUUCUUGUUAAUUUCCAUCCUUCAAUUCUGACCUGUCUGCUCCCUCAGUUGACCAGUCCUAGACUUGCAGUGAGGAAAAGAACCAUUAUUGCUCUUGGCCAUCUGGUUAUGAGCUGUGGAAAUAUAGUUUUUGUAGAUCUUAUUGAACAUCUGUUGUCAGAGUUGUCCAAAAAUGAUUCCAUGUCAACAACAAGAACCUACAUACAAUGCAUUGCUGCUAUUAGUAGGCAAGCUGGUCCUGUUUACAUUAAAACUUCCCCUUUAGGGAGUGAUGAUGAAUACAGUGAUGAUGAUGACAUGAGUUGGAAAGUGAGACGUGCAGCAGCUAAGUGCUUGGAUGCUGUAGUUAGCACAAGACAUGAAAUGCUUCCAGAAUUCUACAAGACCGUCUCUCCUGCACUGAUAUCCAGAUUUAAAGAGCGCGAAGAGAAUGUAAAGGCAGAUGUUUUUCAUGCAUACCUUUCUCUUUUGAAGCAAACUCGCCCUGUGCAAAGUUGGCUAUGUGACCCUGAUGCAAUGGAACAGGGAGAAACACCCUUAACAAUGCUUCAGAGUCAGGUUCCCAACAUCGUUAAAGCUCUGCACAAACAGAUGAAAGAGAAAAGUGUGAAGACUCGACAGUGUUGUUUUAACAUGUUAACUGAACUGGUAAAUGUAUUACCGGGGGCCCUCACACAGCACAUUCCUGUACUCGUACCAGGAAUCAUUUUCUCACUGAAUGAUAAAUCAAGCUCAUCAAAUUUGAAGAUCGAUGCUUUGUCAUGUCUGUAUGUAAUCCUCUGUAACCACUCUCCUCAAGUCUUCCAUCCUCAUGUUCAGGCUUUGGUUCCUCCAGUGGUGGCUUGCGUUGGAGAUCCAUUUUACAAGAUUACAUCUGAAGCACUUCUUGUUACUCAGCAGCUUGUCAAAGUAAUUCGUCCUUUAGAUCAGCCUUCCUCAUUUGAUGCAACUCCUUACAUUAAAGAUCUCUUUGCCUGUACCAUCAAGAGAUUAAAAGCAGCUGACAUUGAUCAGGAAGUCAAGGAAAGGGCUAUUUCCUGUAUGGGACAGAUUAUUUGCAACCUCGGAGACAAUUUGGGUUCUGACUUGCCUAAUACUCUUCAGAUUUUCUUGGAGAGACUAAAGAAUGAAAUUACCCGGUUAACUACAGUAAAGGCAUUGACACUGAUUGCUGGGUCGCCUUUGAAGAUAGAUUUGAGGCCUGUCCUGGGAGAAGGGGUUCCUAUUCUUGCUUCAUUUCUCAGGAAAAACCAGAGAGCUUUGAAACUGGGUACUCUUUCUGCCCUAGAUAUUCUAAUAAAAAACUAUAGUGACAGCUUGACAGCUGCUAUGAUUGAUGCAGUUCUAGAUGAGCUCCCACCUCUUAUCAGCGAAAGUGAUAUGCAUGUCUCGCAGAUGGCUAUCAGUUUUCUUACUACCCUGGCGAAAGUGUAUCCCUCCUCCCUUUCCAAGAUAAGUGGAUCCAUUCUCAAUGAACUUAUUGGACUUGUGAGAUCACCCUUAUUGCAGGGGGGAGCUCUUAGUGCCAUGCUAGACUUUUUCCAAGCUCUGGUUGUCACUGGAACAAAUAACCUAGGAUACAUGGAUUUGCUGCGCAUGCUGACUGGUCCAGUUUACUCUCAGAACACGGCUCUUACUCAUAAGCAGUCUUACUAUUCCAUUGCCAAAUGUGUAGCUGCCCUUACUCGAGCAUGCCCUAAAGAGGGACCUGCUGUAGUAGGUCAGUUUAUUCAAGAUGUCAAGAACUCAAGGUCUACAGAUUCCAUUCGUCUCUUAGCUCUACUUUCUCUUGGAGAAGUGGGGCAUCAUAUUGAUUUAAGUGGGCAGUUGGAACUAAAAUCUGUAAUAUUAGAAGCAUUUUCAUCUCCUAGUGAAGAAGUCAAAUCAGCUGCAUCCUAUGCAUUAGGCAGCAUCAGUGUGGGCAACCUUCCUGAAUAUCUGCCAUUUGUCUUACAAGAAAUAACCAGUCAGCCCAAAAGGCAGUAUCUUCUGCUUCAUUCCUUGAAGGAAAUUAUUAGCUCUGCAUCAGUUGUGGGCCUUAAACCAUAUGUUGAAAACAUCUGGGCCUUAUUACUAAAGCACUGUGAAUGUGCAGAGGAAGGAACCAGAAAUGUUGUUGCUGAAUGUCUAGGAAAACUCACUCUAAUUGAUCCAGAAACUCUCCUUCCACGGCUUAAGGGGUACUUGAUAUCAGGCUCAUCAUAUGCCCGAAGUUCAGUGGUUACAGCUGUGAAGUUUACUAUUUCUGACCAUCCACAACCUAUUGAUCCACUAUUAAAGAACUGCAUAGGUAAAGUUGGUAGUAGCCAAAAACACUUAGAAUUCAGUUUGGUAGAAAUGGGUCCAUUUAAACAUACAGUUGAUGAUGGUCUGGAUAUUAGAAAGGCAGCUUUUGAGUGUAUGUACACACUUCUAGAUAGUUGUCUUGAUAGACUAGAUAUCUUUGAAUUUCUAAAUCAUGUUGAAGAUGGUUUGAAGGACCAUUAUGAUAUUAAGAUGCUAACAUUUUUAAUGUUAGUGAGACUCUCUACCCUUUGUCCAAGUGCAGUACUGCAGAGGUUGGACCGACUUGUUGAGCCAUUACGUGCCACAUGUACGACUAAGGUUAAGGCAAACUCAGUAAAGCAAGAAUUUGAAAAGCAAGAUGAAUUAAAGCGAUCUGCUAUGAGGGCAGUAGCAGCACUGCUAACCAUUCCAGAAGCAGAGAAGAGUCCACUGAUGAGUGAAUUCCAAUCACAAAUCAGUUCUAACCCUGAGCUGGCGGCCAUCUUUGAAAGUAUCCAGAAAGAUUCAUCAUCCACUAACUUGGAAUCCAUGGACACUAGUUAGAUGUUUAUUCAACAUGGGGACCGUUCAACAUAUGACCAUACAAUGCACUGAAUUGACAGGUUAAUCAUAAGACAUGGAAAGAGAAGUGUCUAAAGCUUCAAAAUGUUCCACUUUUUUUUCCCUUCAUGGAGACAAUUUGUUUGGCUUUCUUCCAUUGUUUUUGUAGUGUUUAUUUCAGAAUAUGUAUUUCCAUAAUCCAGAGGUUGUAAAACCACUAAUGUUUUAGUGGUUAGGGCAACAAUUAAAAUGUAAACUAAAAGUUAAGAUUUAUGGAGUAUGGAGAUAGGGUCCAGUAUCUAUUUACCCUGUAAUGUUUAGGAUUAAAAUGUUAAAAUUUUGUGACCAUGAAUUUCUUUCUUUUAUAAAUUUUCUCAUUUAAACAUCAAAAAUUCUGCAAGACAAAAA